AUGGACCAGAAGACUAUGAAGAAACUGGUGGAAUCCAUCAGUAAUACUGUCAAGAACUUCAAAAAAAGUGAAGUAGAGUGUCUCAUAAGACUUUUUCACAGCUUGGUGGAAAGAGCUAAUGUAAGACUUAAUAACUUUGGACUAGAUCGUAAUGCAUUUCGAGCGAUCCUGCACAGCGUAUUUGGAAUGACUGAUGAUAUGCUAAUGAACAGGGUAUUUUUUGCAUUUGACAAAGACAAUGAUAACUGCAUAAAUGCCAAAGAGUGGGUUAAAGGAUUAUCGGUGUUUCUUCGAGGGACUUUUGAAGAAAAGCUUAAGUUUUGUUUUGAAGUUUACUAUUUGAACGGUGAUGGUUACAUUUCUCAAGAAGAGAUAUUUGACAUGUUGAAGAACAGUCUGCACCAACAGUCAUCUGAGGAAGAGACUGAUGAAGGAAUAAAAGAGUUGGUAGAUAUAACACUGAAGAAAAUGGAUUAUGACAAUGAUGGCAAGAUAUCUUUUGCAGACUUUGAAAAAGCAGUAAAAGAAGAUAAACUUUUGUUGGAAGUGUUUGGACCAUGUUUACCAGAAGCAAAGAAUUGUAUUGAUUUUGAAGCCCUGGCAUUCAGACACAUCCUGACUUCUAGUUUUUGA
Molecule: messenger RNA, 633 nt
Organism: Nyctereutes procyonoides (raccoon dog)
Lineage: Eukaryota; Metazoa; Chordata; Mammalia; Carnivora; Canidae
Product: calaxin-like
Exons: 6
Coding region: 1-633 (210 amino acids)
Molecular function (GO): calcium ion binding
Source: RefSeq, a predicted model, not a curated record